AUGAAUUUUGCCGUUAUCUUGAUUAACAUAUUUGUCACUUACUUUAUGUUUGCUUCUGGCAUCAUCAAAGCAGAGGAGUUCAGAUUGGGUUACACGGUGAAAGCUAGCGACUUGCCUCCAAUCGAAGCAGUUGGCAGCAAAUUCUUCAAUACCGACACGGGGGAACAAUUCUUCAUUAAAGGGAUUGCCUAUCAACCCAGCUAUUCUAUGAGUGACCUGGAAAGUUUUAAGGUACUAAGCAGCGACACAAAAUAUAUCGACCCUCUCGCCUCACCAAAUAUUUGUCUCCGGGAUAUUCCUCAUCUCGCUAAGCUCGGUGUCAACACAAUAAGAGUGUACGCGAUUGAUCCAGCCCAGUCGCAUGACGUUUGUAUGGAAGCACUCAUGGAAAGUGGCAUCUACGUUCUGCUCGACCUUUCUGAGCCUGACGCUUCCAUCUCUAGAGAUUCUCCAAGCUGGGACGUUAACGUGUAUCAAAGGUACAAAGACGUGGUUGACGCAAUGCACCAGUAUUCAAAUGUGCUUGGGUUUUUUGCAGGCAAUGAAGUUACUAAUGACAUAACAAACACAGACGCUUCAACAUUCGUGAAGGCAUCUAUACGAGAUAUUAAAGAACACAUAAAAGAAAAAGAUUAUCGGAUGAUUCCUGUUGGCUAUUCCACAAAUGACGAUGUGGAGACCCGAGAAAAUCUCGCCGAAUUUUUCAGCUGCGGGGAUUCCGUCGCUGACUUUUAUGGCAUUAACAUGUAUGAGUGGUGUGGGUACUCAUCUUUCCGUAGCAGCGGCUAUGACAAAAGAACUCAAGAAUUCAAAAACUAUCCAGUCCCAGUUUUUCUCUCGGAAUUUGGAUGCAACUUAGUUCGACCUCGACCCUUCACAGAGGUCGAGGCGCUUUAUAGUAAGCAAAUGACUGGCGUUUGGUCUGGUGGGUUGGCCUACAUGUAUUUUGAAGAGGAAAACCAGUAUGGAGUCGUUGAGAUAGAUCUGAACAAUGAGGUUGUCCCACUGAAAGAUUUCGAGUUCCUGAAAAAUGAAUUUGCUAGAGCCAAGCCACAAGGUAUAUCCAAAUCUGAUUAUCUGCAAAGACGAGGAUCGAACUCGAACAAACCACCGAAGCGAGAGUGUCCAUCCAUGUCUAAUAUGUGGAAAGCUAGCGGUAAAAUGCCUGCUACUCCAAAUAAAUCGAAGUGCUCUUGCUUGACAGAGUCAUUACCAUGCCUGAUCUCCCCUUUUAAUGAUCAAUCGAAAUACAAAGAAUACUUUGAUUACGUUUGCGGCCAAGUUAAUUGUUCGGAUAUUGAGGCGGAUGGUGAGCAUGGGCGGUACGGAGAAUUUUCUGAUUGUACCGCAGAUCAAAAGCUUGCCUUGCAAAUAAGCAAGAUGUACUUUAGCGAUUCCAAUCUAGAACAAAAUUGUCCAGUUGAUGACAGGCAUGUUUAUUUCAACCCUCAUAGCAAACAGACGUCAGAAGACCAACAAUGCGCUGCAAUAAUAAAUUCUGUAGAGAAGAUAUCGAAGUUGCGAAAGAAUGAUGGCCGCCACUGGAAUCGAAGCAACAACGAGAAGACAUCAGCUGCUAGCCGCAUGACAAUAGCGACGGUUGUAAUACCUGCGGUAGUUGGAAUAUGGAUAGGUUGGAUAGUUUAA
Molecule: messenger RNA, 1647 nt
Organism: Lachancea nothofagi CBS 11611
Lineage: Eukaryota; Fungi; Ascomycota; Saccharomycetes; Saccharomycetales; Saccharomycetaceae
Source: the annotation of a GenBank genome assembly